Molecule: messenger RNA, 2518 nt
Organism: Hippoglossus stenolepis (Pacific halibut)
Lineage: Eukaryota; Metazoa; Chordata; Actinopteri; Pleuronectiformes; Pleuronectidae
Gene: il17re
Exons: 17
Molecular function (GO): interleukin-17 receptor activity
Source: RefSeq, a predicted model, not a curated record
CACUCGACGAAGUUUGAUUUCGCUUGUGAGCAAACCAGCGACAUGGACGCGCGAACCAGCGACGGCUCCGUGAGGACACAGCACCAUGACUUCUAACCAAAUCCCUGCCCGUGCGUAAAAGAUGCGUCUUGGCACCGCGCUGGCGUUUAUCAGCGCCCUGAUGUUUCCUCUGCAGCUGGAAUGUACCCCGACAUGUCAGAAGGGAAAUGGAAAUGGUGAUUAUGUUGAGGGACACUGCCCUGCCACACUGACCCCGUCCCAGAGCCCAGGGAAGAUGUACUCUGAAUGUGUCACCCUCCGAGUUUGGAUGAAGGCUGAUGACUUCUGCCAGGCCCCGAGGAUUGAGAUUCUCUCACCAUUUAAGAAGGUAAUCCGACCGACCAAGAAGGGUCAGAAACACAAACACAAGUGUGUCAAUGAAAGAAUUCCAGGUGAAAUCAGAGUCCGCUGUAAGCGAGGAGUAGAUACACAGCAGAUACAACAGAGCAAUACCAGCUUUACCCUGUGGGAGAUUGUAUACGAUUGUGUCAAGGCCCCUGCAGGGAGGGUUGUGUCUGUGUCCUUCAGCACGAGGUCAACAAGCUGCAAUGUCAGCUACACGGUGCCAGAUCCAGUGCCACAGUUCGAUGUGUCUGUGAAUCGGUCGGUGAAAUCCAUCACCGUGACUGUGGAGCUGGGAGAGAAAGUGCACACCAGGUGGUGUUACCUAAGAGGCCAGUGCGUUGAGGGGUCACAUUCACCGCAGAUCACUAUUGAUCCGUCUCAGUCUCGAUCAGCUGUUCUUCACAUCCCCUACCUGCUGCCCUGCGUGUGCGUUCAGGUAUAUUACACACACACGGACGCCCGCCGAGAGAAACACUGUCCUUUUCAAAACAAGGCACUCACAGAUGUGGAAGACGUGUGGCGCUCGUCUGAAGUCACCCUGUACGAGUCAGGUUUGGAGUGGGCCUCCGAGUGUCCCGUCAGCAGCAUGAAUAUCUCCGCCCUCCUCUGCUGGAAGCAACACGAGCACCUCUGCGUCCCCGUGCUCGACUCCACACUCGAAGGACACGAGGACGGACUGACCCUGAUGUAUAACACAUCCACUGUGGACAAACACCCUAAGAUGUGUGUGCGGUUUACUCUACAAGGCAGCCAUAAUAUCUCUUGUCCUUUCAAGGCUGAUAUGUCCUCAUGGGAGGUGAAUAUUGGAUCAGGCAAGCAGAGUGUGUUUGUGUAUCUCACCUCUUUGGCUCCAGCAACGUUCUCGAUUCAAUUCUGUGUCAUUAACGAGAUGGGAUGUUCCCCCAUUGGCCCGGAGCACACACUAAGAAUGGAGGGGGGAACUGCAGAGACCAAGAUGGAACUGCCUCCUCACUUUCUUGUGCAGGCGCCGUGUGUCCAGGUGUGGCAGUCACGUCCUGCUCUUCACGGAAGAAGAAUUCUCUGCCCAGACUACGUGCACAACAGACGUGGCCUGUAUGUGAUGGCAGCUCUGAUACUUGUGUUUAUUUUUGCUUUGUUGGGAUUUUUCAUCCACCGUCUCACUAGAAGCGGAGCUGCAGGCUGGCUCUGGAUCCAGAAGGAAGUGCUGCUGGUGUGCUCAUCCGAGCAGUCAGCCCACGUCUCUGCUGUGUGUGCUUUAGCCUCAGUUCUGCAGGGGGAGCUAAAGGCCACCGUGCACAUGGCUCUGUGGGCCACACAGACCGGGGCCAGGACUGGAGUGGCAGAUGUGGGUCCUCUCCCCUGGCUGUACGGCCAGUGGGAAAGCAUGCGCAAGGCUCAAGGAAGAGUGCUAAUUGUCUGGAGCCCCGAGGCAAAGACCACCUAUGAGAAAUGGAAGGCGAGAGAAAACGUGGAUAAGAAUGAGAUAAAGAAAGAAAAAGGAGUAGAUGUGCAAGAGGAUUAUGAACUAAAUGGAAGAAGACUGGGAAAAGGCAAAAAGAAGAAGGAGAGAGCUGCAAGAAAAGAGGAUUGUGUAAAAGACUUAUACCCACAGAGGGAAGCCUGCUCAGUGAUAGCACCGGUGUUUGCAGGUGCUCUGGCCUGCCUGCAGGGGUCGCUGCAGCAGUGCAGAGGUCAAGGAGUUGCCAUUGUCUAUUUUCAGGGCUUUGGCCAAAGCAGGGACAUCCCAAAAGCCCUCAGAGACGUCCCUCGGUACUGCUUACCACAGGAUUUCAGGGGUUUGAUACAGGAGCUGGGAGGGAUGCAAAGAGAGAGCAAAUCGAAGGGGCACUGUUGGCCCAGACUCUUUUCUAAAGUGCAGUCGAUAUGGCUGGCACGACAGCUGGCCCACAGGCUGCAAACACUGCUGCGGCGGACGCAAGGAGAGAAAACGCAGACUGUCACAUCGUCACAGAAAAAGACGUCAGAAAAGACACAAAACAGGCUCAAGCUGUCACCGACUGCCGAUGUGGGGAGACAAGAAACUGCCCAAGAACAAGAGCCUCUUCAGGGGUCACCUUGGAGAGCAGAGAGCCUUUAAUCUCAAGUUCCACGCGUCUUACGGGGACAGACUUUUGUUCUGCUGGACACAUGA